AUGAGACCAGAAUGGAAUAAUACUGAUCUGGAAUGCAUUUGGAUUACCAUUCCAGGAAGUAACAUAGGCUCUUCGUAUGACAUACACAUUUCGGUAGUUUAUAUACCACCUAAUAGUCAAAUAUCUUCGCGCAUAAAGGAUCUCAUUAACACAUUGUUAGCUGUUCGUGAUAAAUACCCAAAUGACUAUAUAAUUGUUUCAGGAGAUUUUAAUUUACCAUGUAUUGACUGGAGUUCUGGAGACCCAGUUAUACGUAGGAAAGGAUCAGUCGAAGUUCAAACUGCAGCAUCUGAUCUUAUAUCUUGUUGUUCUUUCAUAGGACUUUCUCAAUACAAUACACUCUUAAACAGUAGCAAGAAUACUCUAGACUUAAUCUUUUCAUCUUUCCCAAUAAAAGUUCAAAAAUCUGAAUUUGUGCUUGUUAUAGAAGAUGUAUAUCAUCCAGCUCUGUACAUAUCUGCGACGGACAUCUUAGUACCUUCACGUAGGCCUUCUUUAAGGACUAAAUAUCAAUUUAAGCGAGCAGACUACCGUAGUAUGAAUGAUUUACUUUUGAAACAAGACUGGGCUUUUAUCACAAGGGAAACAAGUUUAGAUCGUGUUACUGAUAAAUUUUACAGUAUAAUAAAUGAAUUAAUUGAAAAAUUCGUUCCUAAAAUCCGAUGUAGUAGUAAUUAUUCUUAUCUAAUAUGGUACAGCAGAGCACUAAUUAACCUUAUAAAAGAAAAGAGUAAAUUGCACUCUAGUUGGAAGAAGCAUAAAAAUCCGAUUGAUUACGCAGACUUUCCGGAGCUGAGAAAAUGA
This is a messenger RNA of Parnassius mnemosyne (clouded apollo), 804 nucleotides long. The record is from the annotation of a GenBank genome assembly. Lineage: Eukaryota; Metazoa; Arthropoda; Insecta; Lepidoptera; Papilionidae.